This is a messenger RNA of Glycine soja, 1233 nucleotides long. Its product is annotated as transcription factor MYB59-like. Gene Ontology annotation, cellular component: nucleus. The record is from RefSeq and is a predicted model, not a curated record. NCBI's taxonomy places the organism in Eukaryota, Viridiplantae, Streptophyta, Magnoliopsida, Fabales, Fabaceae. Gene Ontology annotation, biological process: regulation of DNA-templated transcription. Gene Ontology annotation, molecular function: DNA-binding transcription factor activity; sequence-specific DNA binding. The transcript is spliced from 3 exons. Bases 338 to 922 code for a protein of 194 amino acids.
AUACCACUAGUACCAACAUAGGUCUCUGUAAGUCUAUCAAGUGAAGAAUUAAAGUUAGAAUAAUAUUCCCUACAAUUAGCAGAAAAAAUGGUUCAGCAAGAUAUCCGAAGGGGUCCCUGGACAGAACAGGAGGACUACAAAUUGGUGUAUUUUGUUGGCAUGUUCGGAGAUCGUAGAUGGGACUUUAUAGCAAAGGUAUCAGGUUUGAAGGUGGAGGGAGACUGUAAAUAAAAUAGGUUUGAAUAGAACAGGUAAGAGUUGCAGAUUACGGUGGGUUAAUUACCUCCACCCCGAUCUCAAACGAGGGAAGCUCACACCCCAAGAACAACACCUCGUCAUGGACCUUCAUUCCAAAUGGGGAAAUAGAUGGUCAAGAAUUGCUCGCAAGCUACCAGGGCGCACUGACAAUGAGAUUAAGAAUUAUUGGAGGACUCACAUGAGAAAGAAAAAGGCUCUGGAGAAAAAGCAUGCAUCAGCAUCAGCAUCAUCACCUGUUUCUUCUAGUUGUCAAUCUUCACUAUCUUCAAACAACCAUGUUGUGGAUUCACAUGCUUCCAAAGAGAGCUUUUAUGACACAGGUGGAUAUGAUGACAUGAUGAUGGGGUUAAUUGGUGGUGAAAAGGGGUACUCUAUGGAUGAUAUAUGGAAAGAUAUUGUUUUGUCAGGAGAAGAGAACAGCAUUUAUAACAACAAUAAUCUGCAACCUGUGUAUGAAGAAGGGCAUAGUGAAGAGGGAUGCAACUUCUCUUGUCCUCCACCAAUGAUGAUUAUGCCUUCUCCACCAUCAUGGGAUCAGUACAACAUUUCUUCUCAACCCCUCUGGGUGAUGGAUGAAGAAGAAAGUAACAAGAUGUUAUUCCCUACACUAAGUGACCAAUAUUUUUCUCACUAUGAACAAGGGAACGAAUUUCUGACCGGCUAAUUAGGAGAUUCUUUUUUUUCUUUCUCUUUUCAAUUAUCAAUAUUUUGUUCUUAUGUGUGCCAUCUGUCACAAUAAGAAGGCUUAAGUCUUAACCUGUACAGCAUAGUAUCUUUGAGCUUUCGCCAUGGUCCUCCUCCAUAGUGUGACACAGCUGUAAUCGAUCUCAAAUGUCACUGUAGUCUAUGUCAAUGUGUUUGUGGUUUUACUUUAAAGAAAAAUCCAAUGGGGAAAUUAAAGUGGUCAUGUUAUGAAUUAUGUAAAAUACUAUACAUCAAGCACUUGUGCAAAUUUAAGUUUUAAUCUGAUUUCGA